ACCUAAUAGUUAAGAGAGACUAGUGAGAGAAACAUACCAGUUGUUGGUUAGUUCUUUGUGAAUACUGACAAGAGGCCUACCAACAUUCGGGUGUUCGUGUGAAUAUCGAUAGAGACGUAUAUUGCACACGCGGAGGACGUUGGUGAUUACAGCAAGUAAUUAAGGACAUCCAAUUGAGAUACAUACAUACGUAAACCUAAUAAGGCCGCCGCAACGCGCUAGUUUAUUAGGAAAGAAAAUACACACAAGGUUUUUGGGCUUUGAUACAGGAGGCUUCUUAUUCCCUGCUGUGUUGCCUUGCCAGGCUUUAAAAAGUAGGCUUCAACGGUCGCCACUCUUCAUUUCUUCAGCAUCCGGAUUCUACCUUUCUUCAGACAUCGUCUUGGUGGUUCAAUAAGUCAGUGAGUGGAGAGUUUAAGCCUGUUUUUAAUGUUGUUUUGAGUUGAGUGUGAAGGAAGUAUACUCGGUUUCUUUGUAACACAUUAGUUAUUGAAAGAAGGUUUCAUUCCUAGCUCCUUUGAAGCUGAAGACUUAUUUAUAUCUGUCAUUGGCAAAGUACAGAUUUAAGUGAUAAAAUCCAAGGGUGACAACGAAGGAGUUUUUCAAGCCUUUCCAGGUAUGGAUAGGAAGGAUGACAAUAGUUCUUGCUCAAUGAAUUUCGCUAGUACAUCCCAACAUUCAGUUUUGGGCAAUAUGUACAAGAAUUCUACACCAACUAGUUCGUUCCAGCUAAGGAAACAUCCAAUAGAUGCUAAUACCGUAUUCGCUUCCCGAACAUCUGUGAAAGCAAAUCGUAGCAGCUCUCUUUUGGUCACUAGUUCCGAAACAUCUUCAUUUGCUGCCAAUAAAGCAGAGGAUGUUGAUAAUAAAACUGCUAGAAAUCCUAUAAAUCUUCCUACUAAAUGCACAAGAGGGACAACAACUAGUGGACGUUAUCACGGUGAAGAAAUUAGUUUGGUAGUAGACUUGAGAUGCGCUGUGGUCAGAGACGUAGAUGACUACCUUGUAAAUGAGAGCUAUUCAUCAUCAAAAUCAAAUAUAGAACAAUGUGCGCCUACCAUGAAGACUGAAGCAGAUGACGCUGAUGAGUGCUCAUCAUCUGAAGCAUUUAUUAAGAAUUCCUUGUGUGACGAUAUAUCUGAAAAGGAUAUACGCAAUUUUGUUAGUAGAAGCUUGGGGCUACAUAGAGAAGCUUGUUGUAUUCGGACUAGUGUUUAUCCUAAAGUUUCAGGUUUCAAUAGCGAGUUCAGUUGUAUGCGGACAUGCAUAGUCUGUGAUCAUCCAGAAAUAACACUUAAGAUGCUAAUUUGUGAUCAAUGCGAAGAGGCAUAUCACAUCACUUGCUGUCACCCCCCACGGAGAAAGUUACCUCGGAACGAGUGGUUUUGUCACUCGUGUUUAAAAAAAAAGCAUAAAAUACCAAAGAAGUUGACUGCCAAAGGACCAGUGAAUUAUAGCAGUGAGAUACGCAGAGGUAGAAGUGCAAUUUCCAAAGGUACCUUGGGUCCUAUAGCAGCUAUGCUGGAGGACGCCGAACCUUACACCACCAAUGUACGUAUCGGCCUGGAAUUUCAAGCAGAGGUUCCUGACUGGUCUGGUCCACUUGCCAAUGAGGUUGAUAAUUUUAAUGAACCACUGGAAUUGAGUCUCGCUGAUAGCUUUCAGGAAGGAAAUUCAAGGAAGCCUUCUAAAGUCAGUUCCAUCUCUAAUUGGCUUCAGUGCCAAGAUAUCAUUUGUGGUAUUAGGGAGGGUGUUGAUGGAGUUGUUUGUGGGAAAUGGCGCAGGGCACCUCUUUUUGAAGUUCAAAGUAAGAACUGGGAGUGUUUUCACUCUGUGCUCUGGGAUCCAGCUCAUGCUGAUUGUGCGGUGCCACAGGGGGGUCCACCAUUAUCAUGAGAUAGGAGCCAAUCAAAAUGAUCCAAGCACAAAAUUUUCCGCGCUUAGCAUGUGCCCAUGGGCACACCAUAGAAAAACCGAUAUUAUAUUAUAAUACAAUAUAAUAUAAAAUAUAUAAUAUAGUUAAGCAUGAAUCGGAUCGGAUCGGAUCGUUAACAGAUCGGAUUUGACCAUAUCCAUAUCCAUUCUUUAUCGGAUCGGAUUAUUAUCGGAUCGGAUUAUUAGCAGAUCGGAUUUUUUAAAUAAGGAUCCAUAUCCAUUUAUUUAACCACGGAUCGGAUCGGGUCGGAUCGGAUAUCCGAUCCAUUUACAGGCCUAGGUACAUGUUAAAUUUUGCCAUCCCAACCCUUACCCCUACCUUUAAACCCACUUUCGUGGUGUUUUCUUUUAUAUCCGAUGCACUUUUAAAUUCUUAAACGUUUGUCACUUUAUAAAAAUAUGAUUAAUUCAUACUCUCAUAAGCUUUCUUUUUCAUUACUUAAAC
Molecule: messenger RNA, 2380 nt
Organism: Daucus carota subsp. sativus
Lineage: Eukaryota; Viridiplantae; Streptophyta; Magnoliopsida; Apiales; Apiaceae
Exons: 7
Coding region: 619-1896 (425 amino acids)
Biological process (GO): regulation of heterochromatin formation; positive regulation of DNA replication; regulation of DNA-templated transcription
Cellular component (GO): nuclear chromosome; CHRAC
Molecular function (GO): zinc ion binding; DNA binding
Source: RefSeq, a predicted model, not a curated record